AUCGACGACAAAAUCUCUUCUCAAACUACCUACCCAUCAAAACAGACUACCAGUUAGUAAAGGGACAAAUCUCACCCCAUUGUCCUGUUUUCCCCUUUCUCCCCAUGGCGACCUUACCUGCCUUACUCACAAGUUCAGACAACCAAUUCGCCCUUUUCGCCACGUACACAAAGAGCGUAAACUUCUCACAACUAUGAGCUCGAGGUGUAGCUGAGGCUGAAACAAACCAAGAAUGACUACCCCAAAGAAACCCCAAAUUCUUACCAAUAUCUCGUUACUCAAUAAUAGGGCCUAUGGCGCAACUGCUUUUCCGCGCCCUUGUCAACGCCAAACUGCGGGGUGAGCCGCGGGGCGCGGGGGCACCGGGGGUAGCUCCCCUUAUCGCCGGCAUUGUCGAAUGCGGGGCCGGCCCGGCAGAGUGGAUAGCUAUGGCGUCAGCAAGCACCCUCCUACUGACCCCCGUGUUUUGUUCUCCGGUGACGGGAACCCCUAAUAAUAAUUGUCAUUCUCCUCAAUAACAUGUUGUUGCCUGCCGCCGCAAGACUGAGCUAUAAAUCAUUUUCUCAACUUUUCAAAACUUCGCCAAAAUCAAACGCUCGGUUCAUCCUUGCCCCGCUCUUCACCCCGCCAUCAAUCAUAAGAACAAUGUCCUCCGCUGUUGCUAAGCGCCUCGAGGGCAAAACGGUGGUCAUUACCGGUGCUAGCUCCGGCAUCGGAAGGAGCACCGCUUUUGAGUUUGCUCGUACUGCUCCAAAGAACCUGAAGCUUGUUCUUACCGCGAGGAGGAUUGAUACCCUGAAGCAGAUCGCGGCGGAUAUUGUUGCCGAAGUUGGUGAGGGGGUCAAGGUGUUGCCUGUUCAGCUUGAUGUGAGCAACCCCGAGGAGGUCAAGACGUUUGUCGGGAAACUGCCGGAGGAGUUUAGGGAUAUUAAUGUUUUGGUGAACAAUGCGGGUCUCGUCAAAGGUCUCGCCCGAGCACCCGAGAUUGCCGAGGAAGACAUCAACAUCAUGUUCAAUACCAACGUUACUGGUCUGAUCAACAUGACACAGGCUAUUCUCCCCAUCUUCAAGAAGCGGCCUGAGGGUGGUGCUGGCGACAUCAUCAACGUUGGCAGCAUCGCCGGCCGUGAGCCAUACCCCGGUGGCAGCAUCUACUGCGCUACCAAGGCGGCGGUUCGCAGCUUCACCGAUGCUUUGCGCAAGGAGCUUAUCGCUACUCGCAUUAGGGUCAUGGAGAUUGACCCCGGUCAGGUUGAGACUGAGUUCUCUGUUGUCAGAUUCUACGGUGACAAGGCCAAGGCGGACGCUGUCUAUGCGGGCUGCGAGCCGUUGACGCCAGAUGACAUUGCCGAGGUGGUUGUGUUUGUUGCUGGCAGAAGGGAGAAUGUUGUCAUUGCUGAUACUCUGAUCUUCCCCAGUCACCAGGCCGGUGCUGGUAUCUUACACAAGAAGUCGACUUAAGGAGAUGUAUGGUCGGCGGAGAGGACGGAUUUGAUGCUGUCACUUUUUUAGUACAUAUUCUAGAUAGAAGGCGAGCAAUUGAGACCUUUUAGAGCCACAAAUAAUGUCAUGAGCAUCUCGUCAGGAAGAGGGAC
Molecule: messenger RNA, 1595 nt
Organism: Podospora bellae-mahoneyi
Lineage: Eukaryota; Fungi; Ascomycota; Sordariomycetes; Sordariales; Podosporaceae
Exons: 3
Coding region: 520-1461 (313 amino acids)
Cellular component (GO): cytosol
Molecular function (GO): oxidoreductase activity
Source: RefSeq, a predicted model, not a curated record